AUGGAAAGUGGUACAUUUGCCGACCAGGAUAAGUUUGACGAAGUAAGAUCUGUUAGCUCGUUGAAAUCUAGGUUUGAAAAGCUUCAUCAACCAAAAAAUUCUCAAACUUCAGGAUUAGUUAGUAGUCAUAAUGUGAAUGAGGAUAAUAAGAAAUAUUCCCGUAAUGUAUCACUUCCUAAUACGGUAACCGUGAAUCAGCAACCUAAACGACAACUUCAAAGGGGACCAGCUGUUGCGUUAUCGUCAAGAGAAUCUUCAGCACAUAGUACCGACGUAGAGUCUGAUGAGCCAUUGAACAAAAAUGGAUUUAAACGAUCAUCUACAAAACCCAUUCCUUCGCUUUCAAAAUCUUCGAAUUCUUUAUUAGAUGAUAAUCCAUUUGAUGACUCACAAGAAAUUAAUCCUUUUACAGAUGAUAAUGAAUACACAAACGAGUUAAUUUUGUCUGAAUCACCUCCCGAUAAGGACCCGGGAUAUCGACGUACUCACGCAACUAAUGUAACGCCUAACAAGCCACCACGCAAGCCUGUCAAGCCUAUGAGAGCUAGUAAUACGCAAUCUUCAACCAGUAAUUCAAAAAAACUGUACAGACACACAGAUGAUGAUAAUCCUGGAUAUGCACCACCAUUACCUUCUAGACCUCCAAAAGCUAGUAAACCAUCACCGCCGCCACUUCCUCCUAAUCGUCCAGUGUUGACACAUCGUGUGUCUGCUGACGACGAUAAUAACAAUAGAACUCACGGCAAGCCCCCAAGGAAAAGUUCAAGAGCAUAUUUGGACUCAAAUUUUGUUGACCCUGCUCAAUCCGACGAUGAGAGACCUGAUGCAUCUCAAAUUAAUCGUAGACUACCUAGCUAUAAAGGAAUUAGAGGCAUUUCUAGUAAGGCUUCAACACGCGCAGUUGCAAUCGGAGGUGAUGUUGUAAUUACUGAUUCUGGUCAUACUCGUGUGUGGUCAAUUCUUGAGGGAGAAAAUACAAAUACAAUUUCUCAUGACGAUUCAAAAGUGACAUGUUUGUGUUGGCGUCCAGCACAUCGUGUAGAAGAUGUUGGACGUUAUAUAUGGUGUGGUGGUAACGAUGGACAUUUAUUUGCUAUUGAUAUUCGUAGUGAAGAUAAGUAUUUUGAAAUGAAUAAAAAAGCUCAUAAUAGUUCCAUAAAUUUUAUAUUUCGCUAUGAAACUCAGUCGUGUACCGAAUUAUGGACUCUGGACGUUGAUGGAAAGUUAUCAAUAUGGUCUGGAGAUAUUGAUGGUGUCAUUUCACUUAAAUCAAAACCAGAACCAUUUCGUAUUGCACCCAACCAGACUUGCGCAAUUAUUGUCGGUGAUUACCUUUGGACAGCCGCUGAAAAAAAAAUUGAAAUUUUUAAUCCUCAUAAUAAACGUGAUGUAAAUGUUAAAAAGAUUGAUAUCGGAACGAAAAUUGGGAAUAUAACAUGCAUGACACAAACCAAUAAUUUAUCACUUGUUUAUAUCGGACAUGAAGAUGGCAGAAUUUCAGUAUGGAAUACUGAAUCAUAUAAACGGGUAGCAUUGAUUCAUGCGUCUGAUUAUAGUAUCACGUCUAUACUGGGUGUUAAUGACUAUCUUUGGGUUGGCUUUAAAACCGGCAUGAUAUAUAUAUAUGAUGUCACCAAAAGGCCAUGGUUUACCAUAAAAGAUUGGGAGGCACACAAAAAAUCACCAGUUGUUCAUAUGCAGUUGGAUGAAGAAGGAUUAUGGAGAGUUGGCCGAUUACAGGUUGUAAGCUGUAGUUCAGAAGGGGCAAUUAUGAUUUGGGAUGGGUUGAUAGAACAAGAUUGGAUUGAGAAAACUUAUUGCGAAUAUAGGGAUAUCAAAGUUCUGAUCUGUUCAUGGAAUAUUGGUGCUUGCAAACCUGCUGAUCUAGAAAAUUCUUCUGAUGGGAUUAGAUUUGUGAGAGAAUGGCUCGCAAGUACUAAGUCACCCGAUAUUAUUUUUAUUGGGUUUCAAGAAAUUUUUGAUCUGAAAUCCAAAAAAAUGAAUGCAAAAACUAUGUUUAAGUCUAAAAAGAAACUUAAAACGCAAGAAGAGAAACUUGAAAAACGAACAAAAGAAUGGUGUGAUAAGCUUACGAAGAUGGUUGAACAUGCAUCAAAUGGCGAUAAAUAUGAAGUUUUUACAGCAGGACAAAAAGAAACUACAGAGCGAAACAAGAAUGUAGCUAAUAUAUUAGAAAACACAGAAUUUCCGAUAUGUUUCAGAGAAUCAUCAUCAUUGUAUGGUGAUUAUGAGAAUGUAUUUGCACACGGAGGUGAUGGUACUAUGGUCUUUGAUCAUGAAAUUUGUUUUUUAAGUGGGGAUCUUAAUUAUCGAAUCGAUUCGCAACGUGAUGUAGUCCUUGAAGCGAUUAAAAAGAAAGAUUAUGAUUCACUAUUGAAACAUGAUCAGUUGAUCAAACAACGAAAAAAUCCAUCAUUUCGAUUACGCUCUUUUUUAGAAGGCAAACCGAGAUUUGCUCCAACAUAUAAAUAUAAUCCAGGGGAAGAUCAAUAUGAUACAUCAGAAAAAUUGCGUACGCCAGCUUGGUGUGAUAGAAUAUUAUAUCGAGGACCAAGGAUAAAACAAGAACAUUAUGAUAGAUAUGAAUGUAAAGUGUCGGAUCAUAGACCAAUUAGCUCAUCCUUUAAAUUGACGAUAAAGGCUAUAAUUAGAGAUAAACACUCAGAUGCUAAGGAAGAAGUGUUAAAGGAAUGGAAAGAUACAGUUAAUAAAGAGAAAUUAAGGCUUGCGGCAAAAUGGUUACAUGGAUGUGGAUUUGAGCAUGAAAAGAUCAACAAAGUAUUUAAAGAAGUGCAUGGAAAUCUACGAAGGGCCAUUGAGAUAUUGAACAAAAAUAAGGGUAAAAGUGGUGAAUCCUCUUCAAUAACUACUCCAAAAAAACGUAAUUAUGAAGAAUAUCACUAUUAUGUUAUAGAAGUUAUAGAUGAUUCAUUUGUUACUCCCCACGACGUGGAAAAGCUAUUAGGCGUUCAACACGAAGGGCAAGUAGGUGUACUUGACAACUAUCACAUUUUCAGCUUUCGAAAAAGCCUUGCUGCUCGUUCCAAUUCCGAAUCUGAAGAGACUCACGACCGCGUUUUGGCUCGAUAUGAACAACUUAAAAACUUACGCCGAUCCAACUCUUCAAGUAAAAAAAGGUCCAUGCAACAAAUCGAUGCCAUUCUUUCUGUUGAUAAACAAGUUUUAAGAAAAAGGCAUAAAAGAGCCCCUCCUCCAAUCCCUACUCCUCAAAAUGAAAAUGAUAUUGCUAAAUCUUUGGGAAUUGCUGAUCCGGGUUUUCAAUAUCAAUGGCAUUUGCUUAAUCCCAUUGAACACAAUGACAUAAAUGUAACUGGUGUCUGGGAAGAAGGUGUCUAUGCUGCUAUUGUCGAUGAUGGUUUAGAUGCGAACAGUGACGACUUGGCGGGUUCUUAUGAUUUCAACGAUGGCGUUCCAAUACCUUUGCCUCGUUUGUUGGAUGAUACCCAUGGAACGCGAUGUGCUGGUGAAAUUGCUGCUGUCAAAAAUGAUGUAUGUGGAAUUGGUGUCGCUCCUGAUGCAAAAAUUGCUGGUAUUCGAAUAUUGUCUGGACAAAUAUCUGACGCUGAUGAAGCUGAGGCUUUAAACUACGCGUAUCAAAAGAAUGAUAUUUAUUCGUGCAGUUGGGGUCCACCGGAUGACGGUCAAUCCACUGAAGCUCCAAAAGGUGUUAUUCUUCAAUCCAUUAUAAAGGGUAUAAAAGAAGGUCGUGGUGGCAAAGGCAGUAUAUUCGUUUUUGCUUCAGGUAAUGGUGGUGCCGUUGAUGACAAUUGUAACUUUGAUGAUCUUCAAUAUUUAACAAUGAUUAGUGCUGUUCCAUUCAAUUUACAUGAAAAAGAAUGGAUAACUAAUUAUGCUGGUCGUUUAUAUAGUCAUAAAUGGGGUUAUGGAAAAUUAGAUGCGUACAGAAUAGUACAAAAUGCUAAAACUCAUAAGAAUCUUGGAAGUCAAGUAUUCAUAGAAAUGCCUAUUAUUACUGUCAAUGAACCAAUACCAUUUACUGAUACUGGAGUUAUAAGUAGAAUUAAUGUGACUCAGAAAGAUUUGGAUAAUGCUAAUUUUGCUCAUCUGGAACACAUCACUGUCACCAUAAAUAUUGAUCAUACUCGUAGAGGUGAUAUUGAAGUAGACUUAAUAAGUCCCUAUGUGAGGGAUAGACAAAACCCUGAACAUUCUGGAACUUUUAAUGAUUGGAUGCUUAAACUUUGGGGUGAAGCAAAUGCAAUUGUUACAUCGCCAAGUUUACCAUCCUCACCACCUCCUGUAGCAGGAUCUCCUACUUCAACCCCUGUAUUACCGGCUCUGCCAACACAAUCAGGUACUACGUCUGAAUCAAGUGGUGCUGACGUUUCUAUGCCAUUAAAUAAACCAUUUAUGGCAUCCAGAGAAUUAUUUGACGCAUUCGGUGACAGUUCUGGGGAUGAAGAUGAUGAAAGUACUAAAGUUGUAUUUGAAAAUGCGUAUAUGGAUGAAUAUAUAAAUGACGAUGAGAAGAAAGUUGAUAAUGAAGUUGACGAUGAACAGAAAGUUGAUAAUGAA
Racocetra fulgida is the source of this 4578-nucleotide messenger RNA. The record is from the annotation of a GenBank genome assembly. Lineage: Eukaryota; Fungi; Glomeromycota; Glomeromycetes; Diversisporales; Gigasporaceae.